Molecule: messenger RNA, 1264 nt
Organism: Nycticebus coucang (slow loris)
Lineage: Eukaryota; Metazoa; Chordata; Mammalia; Primates; Lorisidae
Gene: ERG28
Product: ergosterol biosynthesis 28 homolog
Exons: 5
Coding region: 64-594 (176 amino acids)
Cellular component (GO): membrane; endoplasmic reticulum
Molecular function (GO): protein-macromolecule adaptor activity
Source: RefSeq, a predicted model, not a curated record
CAGAGCGAGGACUGACGGUAACGACCCAAUCCUGGAGCUGCGCUGCGAAAGGGGCGGGGACAAAUGGUUCAGGUGGCUAGAACUACCCUGGUGGAGCUCGUUUGUUGCUGCUACUGCUGUACUGGGAGUCUGGUGGCCGGGCGAAAAGCCCUCUCAGAUUUAAGGGGAGUCAUGAGCCGUUUCCUGAAUGUGUUAAGAACCUGGCUGGUUAUGGUGUCCAUCAUAGCCAUGGGGAACACACUACAGAGCUUCCGAGACCACACCUUUCUUUAUGAAAAGCUCUACACUGGCAAGCCAAACCUCGUGAAUGGCCUCCAAGCUCGGACCUUUGGGAUCUGGACACUGCUCUCAUCAGUGAUUCGCUGCCUCUGUGCCAUUGACAUUCACAACAAGACGCUCUAUCACAUCACACUCUGGACCUUCCUCCUUGCCCUGGGGCACUUCCUCUCUGAGUUGUUUGUAUACGGAACUGCAGCUCCCACGGUGGGCGUCCUGGCACCCCUGAUGGUGGCAAGUUUCUCCAUCCUGGGUAUGCUAGUUGGGCUCCGUUACCUAGAAGCAGAACCAGUAUCCAGACAGAAAAAGAGAAACUGAGGCCGCAUCCACCUCCAGGACUUCAGCAAACCAAGUAGUCAGUCUUCCAUCUCUGCUGUCUUCUUCCUUCAUCAUCUCUGCUCUUUUAAUUUCUUCUUUUCUGUUCUAUCAGCAGUCCCUUUAUUCACUUUUAGCCUCUUAAGUUUUUUUUUAUAUUUUUAAAAUUUUAAGAUAUGACAUGCAUACAGAAAAGUAUAUAACAUGAAUGUACAAUGUAAAGAAUAAUUUUAAAUGCUCUGUAACUCCAUCCAAGUCAAAGUGCCAGCACCUCAGAAGCCCACUGUGUGUCUUCUCCCUUCCUGCACCCUCUUCCAGGCUCCCUUUUCCAGCCUUCUGCUCGCUUUCCCUUUUGUUUUCAUUCCUUGAUUUGACUUGUGUGGUGGGAACAUGUGAACUGUGGAAAUUUAAGCUGCUGCCCACCCAGAGCAGCUGUGACCAAGGGCUGCUUCAAGAGGCUGUCCAUACAGGUUGGGCUCCUCUCUGCUGCUGGACCCAAGACUCUGAACUAUCCAAGGGACAGGCAGUUCUUCUAAGAAGGGCUCUCCUGUGCAUGACCAUGGCGCUCCUUCUGUCUACAGAAGGAUGAGGGUUGGAAGAGUCUGGGAUGUUUUUAGACCUUCUGCUCAGUUGUAUUUGUAUAACAAGCACAAAUACAAUAAACAGAAAAACC